Messenger RNA from Bolinopsis microptera, 1832 nucleotides. Its product is annotated as zinc finger protein 626-like. Lineage: Eukaryota; Metazoa; Ctenophora; Tentaculata; Lobata; Bolinopsidae. Gene Ontology annotation, biological process: regulation of transcription by RNA polymerase II. The coding region runs from base 147 to 1439 and encodes 430 amino acids. The record is from RefSeq and is a predicted model, not a curated record. Gene Ontology annotation, molecular function: DNA-binding transcription factor activity, RNA polymerase II-specific; RNA polymerase II cis-regulatory region sequence-specific DNA binding. Gene Ontology annotation, cellular component: PcG protein complex; transcription regulator complex; chromatin. The transcript has 9 exons.
GAUUCUACUCACUUUCUCGAUUUGCAUUUCAGUCGUGCACCCCAAAUAUUCUGUGUUCAGUUUACAGACACUUUUUUGUUCUUCGUUUCCAGUCUUGAACUUUUAAUUUGGUAUCAGAUCUUUCUGUUAACACAAUCGAACAAACAAUGAUGGACAGCAGCAAUACCUGCCGAAUCACAAAGGAGGAAGCUGUGCCUUAUCAGAAACUAUCCAACAUCAUGAUGGGACUAGACACCCAGCCUAAACCGCAGAUGAUAACGCCCUACCGCUGCGACACCUGCGGAAAGUACUUCACCCAAAAACCUGGACUGAAGAAGCACAUCAGAAUUCACACCGGAGAACGACCCUACAAGUGCCCUAUCUGCAACAGAGGCUUCACGCAAUCUUCUUCCUGCAAAAUUCACCUCCGGACUCAUACCGGAGAGAAGCCCCACAAGUGUCACAUCUGUGGGAGAUGUUUCCCGCAUUCCAGCACGCUCGUAAACCACAUAAGAGGGCACACGGGCGAGAAGUGCUACAAGUGCCAGUGGUGCGGCAGGGCCUUCACUUGCAGGAACUAUCUCAGAACUCACAUCAGGGUUCACACAGGUGAAAGACCGUACAAAUGUGUAGACUGCGGCAAAGCUUUCUCUCAGCUCAGCAACUUAAUGCAACAUAACAGAGAUAUUCACACUAAAGAAAAGCGAUUUAAAUGCGAGAUUUGUGAUCGAGCCUUUGGAAGAUUAGAAACACUUCAAUGUCAUCUGAGAACCCACAUGGGAGAACACAGAUACAAAUGUGGGAUCUGUCAGAACACUUUCUCGCAGAAACCAUUAUUGAAGAUGCAUUUCAAGACACAUUUUGGAGAUCUUCUCACUGCAGAACAAGAAAAGAUUCUACUGGAAACAUCAGAACUUUUCAAUGAGAACAUCAUGAAUAUGAGUAACACUUCAAUGGACGGCACUGAGGGCGUUGGAACUUCUCAAGACCAGACUGUGCUGAUGCCGAAAAUAACCUCAACCUCCAGUUUCUCAACAAUCCUCCCUGAACAGAUGCAGAUAACCUCCAUAGAGUCUCCACCAGCAUCUCUCGUCGGGUCCCCUCAGAUCGCCAGUUCUCCUAUGAACUGCUCCCCACCAAACACCAUGUCACAAGGACCACCUCUCUACACGCCCUCCAGUAGUAACUCCCCCCAGUUCGGCUCCCCCGCUGCAGUCAUGAGAAACUACAUGCCUAGGAAGCUUGUCUCCCCUGGAGAAGAAACCCAGACCAGGAAGUCCGGACUGAGCUCCCUUCUGAACCCCAGAGACCUGGAGGAGACCUUGUCUAGUGUCUACGUGGUUGGUGGGGCGGCUAUCACUUGCAACCUCCUCCUUUGGACAAUACUCGCCGUCAAUGCAGUCAAGAACUACCAGACAGCUGUUGAGGACCACCUUGAGCAGUUUGGAGGCCUCAAGUGACCGUCAAGCGUCAAGCGACAGAGUGGGGCUAACGCGAUAAUUCCAACAUCCUACUGCAGCUAGACAGUGUCUUCCGGCAGUCACCCCCUGAUUGGACGCACACUGAAUAUAAAAAACACUCCGCAGCCGGUCUAAAACAUUUCACUUUGUGUAUCAGUGGUGUGCGAGAAUGUUUAUUUUGAAGACAUGUACUUAUUUCUGUUGUUGUUAUGAGUUUGCAGUUGUUUCCUGGGUGUCAGAAUAAACACACGCACUGUAGACGUAGUAGUUCGAGCUGCAGUCAUCCAUAGACUCUGUUUUGAACACGAUUUUUAGAUUAUUUAUUGGGCUAAUCAAUAUCUAUCUGUAUAAAUAUAAUUGUAUGUAAUCUUCAAAUGAUGUUGUAACUAGAAA